CGUAAUUCUUACAUCCCUACGCUAUAUUGAUUCAGCUCCUAGGGGAAAGCCCGCUGAUUUCCGUGUUCGUCCACACCUCCUCUUUUUGUAUGAGACGAGACGAACGAUGAUGGCCUGUCGUUUGGGUCUUUAGCGCUAUGCAGCUCACUACUUCUAUCAGCUGCUGUCUCCUCCUUCAGUUUGCUGGAACUGGAAAACGUUCUCCAUUUCAAAAUAUUCCAUUUCCAUCAUGGAGCAAUCCACCGCUUUCCAAGCGUUGACACAAGCUCCUAAGUUUUACGUCGUCUUGUCCACUAUUGCACUCCUCGCCUUAUGGAAGAUCCAAUCAUGGGCAGUUAUGCAUCGCCGCAAGUCGAAGUUCAUGAGAGAGCAUGGAUGCCAAGAUCCAGCGAAAUAUCCGAACAAAGAUCCAAUCUUCGGCCUGGACUUAUUGUGGGACAACUAUCAGAGUAUGAGGAACCAUAGGAUACUGCCCAAAAUGGCCGGUCGAUUCCAGAAAGUUGGUGCGAACACCUACUCAUUCCUUCUCGCAGGGCGGCACAGGUUAAGCACGGUCGAGCCAGAGAACGUGAAGGCGUUGCUCUCUACGAAAUUCACAAGCUUCAUGCUCCCACCAAGACGGACCCAUGUGUUGAAACAGUUUAUCGGUGAAUCCAUCUUUGCUUCCAACGGUCCUCAAUGGCAGCACUCACGGGCUAUCAUCCGACCGCAUCUGGCCAAGGACAGCUUCAUCGAUUCGGAGAUGUCAAGAUUUGAGAAGCACUUUGGCCGUCUGUUAUCGUCUAUCCCAAGAGACCGCUCGACAAUUGAUCUUCAACCGCUAUUCUUCUCGUUUACGAUGGAUGCUGCAAUCGACAUGUUGACAGGCAAGGACCUGCAGUCGGAAGAACAGCGGGCUCUUGCGAAAGAUGACAACAUCGUCGAAUUAUUCGACGAUGCCCAAAGACUCCUCGCGUUUCGUGCUAUCAUGCCUUUUGGCGAGAUGUCAGCCAAAGAGAAGGGGAACAUCAAGCGGUGCCACAAUUGGGUUGAUCGAUGCGUUGUCCAAGCUAUGCAGGAGCACAAAUUAGGCAAAGUCGUUGAAGCCGGGGAGAAACGUUGCUUCUUGCAAAAGCUCGUCACGGAGAUGGAUGAUGUUGUCCAGAUACGGUCUGAAUUGAUCGCCCUUCUCAUUGCCGGCCGCGACACUACGGCAUCCACUCUGAGCUCUUUGUGGUUCGUGUUAGCAAAGAGACCAGACGUCGUCGCGAAGCUGCAAGCUGAAGUGGCAGAACUCAAUGGCGAACGGCCUGGAUUUACUCGGUUGAAGCAGAUGACUUAUGUUCAGCAUACAGUCCGAGAAGUGCUCCGGCUCUAUCCACCAGUUCCAGCUGCUGGUUUCGAGGCGACCGAAGAUACGUUCCUUCCUGUCGGCGGAGGAGCGGACGGGAAAAGCCCCAUCUUCGUCCCAAAAGGGCAAGCUAUUGCCUACAGCGUCUAUGCCUUACAUAGACGUAAAGACAUCUAUGGCCCGGAUGCGGAAAUGUUCAGACCAGAAAGAUGGGAGGAUAAGUCACUUCGUCCAGGAUGGGGCUAUCUUCCCUUCAACGGCGGCCCCCGAGCCUGCCUCGGUCAGCAAUUCGCCCUGACGGAGAUCGCGUAUACCACCGUGAGGUUACUACAGGAGUUCCAGGCCGUGGAAUCGCGUGAUGACUCUCCGUGGCAGGAAAAUUGGAUGACGAGCUGUUCUGUCUUGACAGGUUGCCAAGUUUCCUUAAUUCCGUAUGACGAUGUUGUUUGAACCUAUCUCUGUUUGGGAAGAAUUAUGGGAAGGCGUGUGAUCGAAAGGUGUUGGUAAAUGAACUAUAUGUGUCCCGAAUUGAAAGAUUAUGGAAGCAAAUCCAAGUCCCAGCCAGGAAUUUGGUUUUGCUUUUCCCUUACUCUUGGGACACGCCAGCAUUAUCCAUCCGACUUUCAUCUCAAC
This is a messenger RNA of Hyaloscypha bicolor E, 1963 nucleotides long. RefSeq names its product cytochrome P450. The record is from RefSeq and is a predicted model, not a curated record. Bases 230 to 1780 code for a protein of 516 amino acids. Gene Ontology annotation, molecular function: iron ion binding; monooxygenase activity; heme binding. Lineage: Eukaryota; Fungi; Ascomycota; Leotiomycetes; Helotiales; Hyaloscyphaceae. The transcript has 3 exons.